Molecule: messenger RNA, 3312 nt
Organism: Emericellopsis cladophorae
Lineage: Eukaryota; Fungi; Ascomycota; Sordariomycetes; Hypocreales; Bionectriaceae
Product: putative transcriptional regulatory protein -like protein
Exons: 1
Coding region: 1-3312 (1103 amino acids)
Biological process (GO): DNA-templated transcription; regulation of DNA-templated transcription
Cellular component (GO): nucleus
Molecular function (GO): zinc ion binding; DNA binding; DNA-binding transcription factor activity, RNA polymerase II-specific
Source: RefSeq, a predicted model, not a curated record
AUGUACGGCCAGCCUCCGCACUCGCGUCACCUUCAUGCUGGACAACAACACCAGCAACCGUUCGACCCUAAUGGCGCCCUGCCCAUCGAUCCGCAGUCGCAGGCUGCCAUGGGCACGCCAGACUUCACUGCCUUCCCCUUUGCUUUCCAGCAACCGGGCCUGCACGACCCCAACGCCAUGAUAGUGGUCCAGGGCCAGCCCGCGACUGUGUCCCCCGCUGCCUAUGCUCCAGACGGGAUGCGGCAUCCCCAGCAACAACACAUGGCAACCACGCCGACAGCGCCCAUCGAGCCAUCCGCGGUGGUCGACGGCAUCUCACGGAGCAGCAUGGACGGCGGCAGAGUAGUCACGAAAAAGGCCGGCAUAACGACGCCGACAGCGGUCGAGGCGAAGCAGGAGCGGACAACUCCCAAUGCCGAUCCACUCGACGACAAGGCCUCAGACCACUUUGAACCGUCCAACAUAAACAGAGCUGAUGGGACAGACUUAGGGGGCAGAGCAAAAGGAAGCACCAAGACGGGCGACGCACAGCCAGCCUGGACAGAACUCAAAACAAAGGCAGGCAAAGAGCGGAAAAGGUUGCCGUUGGCUUGCAUUGCCUGUCGGCGCAAGAAGAUCCGAUGCUCUGGCGAGAAGCCCGCGUGCAAGCACUGUUUGCGAUCGCGUGUACCGUGCGUCUACAAGGUCACGACGCGCAAAGCAGCGCCCAGGACCGACUACAUGGCCAUGCUGGACAAACGCUUGAAACGGAUGGAGGAACGAAUCAUCAAAGUGGUGCCGAAAUCAGACCAGGACUCGACCACAAUCUCAUCGGUGACUCGAGCCGUUGUGCGGCCAGGGAUACCCGGCACAGAAAACACAAACGGCAAAACCUCUGCGAAGAAAAGGGGUGCAGAGGAGGCCUUCGGCCCAAGCCUGGAGGCAUGGGCCACCAGGCACAGCAGCGGGGAAGAGGGGGCAGCAGCACUGCCAUGCGCGUUUGAGGACGACGAGAAUCAUCUUUUCCAGGAAGGAAGUGAUGCUUUACCAUCGAAAGAACUGCAAGAGCAUCUUGCAGAGGUUUAUUUUGACAAUGUAUAUGGCCAGUCAUACCCAUUGUUACACAAGCCCAGCUAUAUGCGCAAGCUCAAGAGCAACAGCCUACCCCCCGUGCUGAUCCUCGCGGUUUGCGCCGUUGCCGCCCGGUUCUCCUCCAGCCCGAAGCUCAACUCUCCCACCAGGCAAUUUCUGCGGGGUGAGGAGUGGGCUGCGCCAGCACGCGAUAUCUGCACAAGACGCUAUGAGUCGCCCGACAUCACAUUACUCACCUGCCUCCUCAUUUUGGGCCUCCACGAAAUGGGCACUUGCCAGGGUGGGAGGAGUUGGGCUUUGGGUGGCCAAGCGAUUCGAAUGGCAUUUGCACUCCAGCUACACAAGGAUCUCGAAUACGAUCCAACGGCUCGUAAAAACAGUGUCAAACUGAGCUUCGUUGAUCGAGAGAUCCGAAGGCGCAUCAUGUGGUCGUGCUUUAUCAUGGAUCGCUUCAACUCGUCUGGCUCGGAGCGACCCAUGUUCAUCAAAGAGGACGAUAUUCUCAUCCCCUUGCCAGUCAAGGAGAGGCACUUUUUGCUCGACAUGCCUGCCGUGACAGAGACACUCAAUGGUCACGUGCUGUCUACCACGCCAUCUCGAGAGGAUGCUGGAGGUGAUGCGAGCGAGAACCUGGGCGUUGCUGCAUUCAUGAUACGAGCGAUUGCACUCUGGGGUCGAAUCGUGGUGCAUAUGAACCAAGGUGGAAAGAAACUUGAUCCACAGCCCUUAUGGAGUCCAGCUUCCCAGUUUGCGAGGCUGAGUCGCGAAGCUGAUGAGUUCCCUCAUUCUCUCCCUGAGUCGUUGCGAUACUCAACCCACAACGUUGCUCUCCACCAGAACCAUCAGACGACCAACAUGUUUUUAUUCCUCCAUGUUAUCUGCCAACAGAACAUCCUCUUCCUCAGCCGAUCGGCCAUUCAGCCUGCACCAAAUCGACCGGAACACUUCGUCGUUGCCUCCCGUUCAAAAGCUCUCGCAGCCGCUACGCAAAUAUCCGAGAUUCUGAAGACGAGCGAGGAAGCUAGAGUGGCGGUCAUGGCGCCGUUCGCGACUUACUGUGCCUUCUCGUCGACAACAGUGCACAUACGGGGCAUUGCCUCGGGCAACCCCGCAGUGAAGGCGACUGCCGAGGCGAACGCAACGACGAAUAUCCGCUUCAUGCGCAAGAUGAUGAAGCACUGGGGGAUGUUUCACUGGAUGGAGGAGGACAUCCGGAUGCAGUACCGCGUCGUGCUCGACAAGGCCAAACAAGGGGCGACGAUGGAUGAAUUGACAGAGUCGGCUCCGAUGCUACAAUAUGGCGACUGGUUCAACAGGUACCCGCACGGCGUGUCGGAUGCCGAUUACGUGGACCCAGCUGCCAAGAGAAAGAAAGAGAAGGGAGCGGAUGGCGUACUCGAGCAAAAGCCUGAGCUGCAGUCUGUCGAGGAAUUCUUCACUCAGCUAUCGUCGCCCAAAACAGCGGAGAAGCCAAGCGAGAACCAGCCAAGCAAGGGAGCCAAACGCAAGGCCUCCAAGAAGAGCAUGGCUGCCAUCAAGACAGCACCGCCUCCGUCGCUCCACGGGGAAGCCCCCCUUUCGAGCCAAAGCGCGCCACCUGCUCCUGACCAGCGAACAACUCCUCACGCGCAGCACCACCCGCCGCCGUUGCCAUCGCAGCAGCACCAGCGACAGCAGCAACGGCGACCAUCCGCAUCUGUGGUGGGAAAGGGAAACAGCCCACACAUGUUCCAGCCCAUGGUCACCACCCAUCCUGCACAGUCUGCAUCGUUCCAUGCUAUGUCCCCGGCCAAUUCGAGCAACGUAGAGCAACACUUCUACCAGGCGCAACCUGGCCAACAGCCUUUCUUCCAACCAGACAUGAUGGGCAUCAACAUGCAGCAGCAACAACAGCAGCAGCAGCAGCAUACUGGUGUUGUACAGCCCAACAUGGAGCAGCAUCUCUCCUUCGGCAACUACACGCUGGAUCACGGGACGCCGCCUCGCUCGCAAAUCAUGGAUGGGUGGAACGGUGCUCAAGGCCAUGCGCAACCUGGCGGCGCCAUGCCCAUGGCUCAUGGCCACCAAGGCCAGCCUCAGGGCAGCUUGAAUGGCGAGCCGUGGUACAUGUCCUUUGACAUGCAACAAGGUGACGGCGUCCCCAAUCCCGUCCCGGGCCAUCCUGAGCAGUACAAUGCCAUAUUCGCCGUGAACAGCAUGGCGGCGCAGAAUCCGUUAGGCGGGUUGCGACAUGCUCCGUAG